Messenger RNA from Xyrichtys novacula (pearly razorfish), 339 nucleotides. The record is from the annotation of a GenBank genome assembly. Lineage: Eukaryota; Metazoa; Chordata; Actinopteri; Labriformes; Labridae.
AUGGCGGGGAUUCACCCAACGAUGGCAGGGAGGAGGAGAGCAGGAGCCGCGGGGAUGGAUUACCUCACCCGAACCGACGACGGGUACCAGCCAGGAGUCGACAGGGUCCAGCGAUCGCAGAUGAAGAAAGAGACCAGAUCCCGCUCCAUUUCUCCUCAGGGAAACUGCGGAAGAUCGAGCCAAGAGAGCUUUAACUCUCACCAGCUGGCCGCUGUGUUUGCCAUGGCGGCGCCGGCGUUUACGCCGGGGAAGUGGAGCGAGGGUGCGGCGAAGGUGAGAAGGUGUCCCGGGGAGGUGAAACAGUUUAAACGUCUUGUGACCGCAGUGAUCGGGAUCUAA